Messenger RNA from Trachymyrmex cornetzi, 3017 nucleotides. RefSeq lists its product as uncharacterized. The record is from RefSeq and is a predicted model, not a curated record. Gene Ontology annotation, molecular function: serine-type endopeptidase activity. Lineage: Eukaryota; Metazoa; Arthropoda; Insecta; Hymenoptera; Formicidae. Gene Ontology annotation, biological process: proteolysis.
AGCAAUUAACACUUUCCAGCGAGAUUCGUAUCAUCAAGUCCCCUUUGAACUCUUCGUAGUCGUUCGAUUAAAUGGAGUGUCCGCGAGUGUAAAGUGUGAGAGCUUUAACAAUUCGCAAACAAAUUUUACCACAUUCAAUUGCACGCGACUUGAAAAAGCGUGUGAAAUAAAAAAAGCACAUUCAGGGAUCUUUUUGGACUUUUAAUAGAAUUGCUGAUGAGACGGAUUUCAAAGUGAAAUCAUGAGGAACGUGACAAAAUGAUACGAUUAAGAAAGAUUCAUGACGACGUCGUGAACAUGUUUAGCGAACGACAGUGAAUCGCACGAUCAUCGCUGACGGCCGAAGAGAGAAAUGACUGUUCUCAAAGCCGGAGCGCUCAUCUCGCUACUUCUGAUCGCCGAUACAAGCUGUCUCGCUAAUAAAAGAAGGAACAACCGAUUUCUGAGAAAGUUUGGUCAACCAGAGAAAGAAGAAAAUAUCGAAAAUGCGAUUGAUUCGCACGGACAGAUGAGAUUUUUCGAUGAACUUGGAUUAACCAAAUCUAAUCAAGUGCAUUCUAAGAUUUUGUUCAAAGUUGAAAGUUUAUUGUAUCCCCGAAGUGACAAGCGGAAGUCAAAGUCGAUCAUGAAGAUCGUGCUUGGAGUGUUUCUGAUCACCGUGGCGAGCGCUUUCGAUCACCAUGACACUUAUUCGUGGAAACACAGGGAGGAUUGUAAAAUUGCAACUGCAAGCCGAUCGAUCAUACCGAUCAAAGUUAAAGAAUCUCGUCUACAGCGGUCCGAUACACAUCCAUCGAGAAGGUUAAAUCGGCGCGAGGACAAUGUUCUUCAAAACUCACCGAGAAGAUUCGCGAUGGACGACGAUUCGAAUGAGCAUCACGAUCUCUGGAAACCCGAAGCCGCCAGGAUGAGACAGGAUCUCACGCGUGAGAAUCGAGCCAUCGAGAGCAACCUGAAAAACGUGAUAGGCAUACCGUCCAAAGUCGAACAGUAUCAGUACUUUUCGAAUUUUCCGUACGGCGGUGAUGGAACCACUGACGCCAUAUUGGAGAACACGGAUCAUCCGAAGAAUUCUAUGUUCUCUGAAGAUACUCAAGAUCAUUUUUUGAAUCAUAAUACAGAAGAGAUGGAUUGGAACGGACAGGAAGUAUUCGAAAAGGACCUGCAAAACGAAGAGGAAAAGGAAACGAAUAUCCAAGAAGUACUGAAUGAAAUUAAACGAAAGAGAUUAAAUGGAGUGCACGACGAAAUGGUAGACGGACAUCGCAAAGGGAGGAAGUUGACCAGCCAGCAGCAAGGUGCCUUGCUAGUGGAGACGCUCAGGAAGAAGCGAAACUACACCAAUGAUCAUCGAGGACAUAACUCCAAUCUCCAGAAUGGCCUUAUGGAGAUGUUGGGCAGAAUGAUACCGCAAACGUGCAAGUACAAAGGUGCGAGGUUUGAGUGCGGCCUCAGCAUUAGCUGCGUUUUUAAUGGUGGUCGACCACUCGAUUUGUGUUCCGGAGGUUUAAUAUGGAGCUGCUGCGUGGACGACGAAGACAUACCCGAAAAAGUACCGCGACCGACUGUGGGUCUAUUACAGAAUGCCACGUUUACCCUAAAUCUCGGGCACCAACAGCCAUACGUGGAUGACAACGUGCACAUUUACGGCAGCGCAAUUAGGCCCAACAGGCCUUCGCACAGCCAAGAGACCCAUCGGCCCACGUAUAUGGACGGUGUCAGUAAUCCGACCAGCCAUUAUGAUUCAUCUUACACGAUCUGGAACCAUAAUCGGCCGAACGAUCUCGCAGUCGGCCACGACCGACCGACGUUCACCACUCGUCCGUAUCACACAGUUCAGGAUUAUCCACAGGACGAAUACAACGGCGGCAGUGAUCCAAUCGAGGACUCGUCCAAUGCCAUGGACUACUCCAGAUACCGUGGCUGUGGCGAGCUCUACACGAGGAGUAAUAGGAUCGUAGGUGGACACUCGUCUAGUUUCGGUAGCCAUCCGUGGCAGGCCGCUAUUCUUAAGUCAGGAUUCUUACAAAGUAAGAAGCUGUCUUGCGGUGGCGCUUUGCUGAACAAUCGAUGGGUGGUCACAGCGGCACACUGCGUCGCGACAACACCAAAUAGCAAUUUGAAAGUUCGACUCGGAGAAUGGGACGUUCGAGACCAGUCGGAACGGCUUGUCCAUGAAGAAUUUAAUAUCGAGAGAAAAGAGAUACAUCCGCAAUAUUCUCCUACCGACUUUCGAAACGAUGUGGCUUUGGUGAAGCUGUCCCGGGUGGUAGCUUUCAAGCAGCACAUCGUCCCGGUUUGCCUGCCGGCGAGGAAUUUGAAGCUCUCCGGCCGAACCGCAACUGUCGCUGGUUGGGGACGAACCAGACAUGGUCAAACUUCGGCGCCAACCGUUCUUCAAGAAGUCGACGUUGAGGUAAUACCGAACGAUAAAUGUCAGAAGUGGUUCAGAGCAGCCGGAAGGAGAGAAACCAUACAUGAUGUAUUUCUCUGUGCGGGAUAUAGACAAGGCGGACGAGAUUCUUGUCAGGGUGAUUCUGGCGGACCGCUCACAAUGUCGGUGGAAGGCAGACACGUUCUGAUCGGUUUGGUUUCCUGGGGCAUCGGUUGCGGUCGCGAACACCUACCCGGUGUGUACACCAAUAUCCAGAAAUUCGUGCCCUGGAUCGAUAAAGUUAUGAGCUAAAGCGGAGGAGCCUCGGUCCUUCGAAGGACGAAUUGUUUUACCCGAAAAAAGGAAGAAGGAACACAAAAAGAAGAAAGAGGAUAUAAAAACGUGAAGUUACCAAAGCUCUUAUCAUGCUUUUAAAGACUUUUACAAUCGUGCUCGAUUAUGAAGAAUUAGGCACUCUUUCGAAAGUGCCAAAAAAACAUAAUGCUUUUUAAAGCGUUGUUAUAUGAAGAUCGUCAAGUAUAUUCGAAACUAGCAAUAAAAAAGUAAUCAAAAAUUACAGUUGAUGUAUUCCAAUGAUUAAUUAGCAAUGUAAAGUUCUUGAGAUGCUAAUUAGUAGUAAUAA